This is a messenger RNA of Gymnodraco acuticeps, 4176 nucleotides long. RefSeq names its product polyadenylate-binding protein 1A. NCBI's taxonomy places the organism in Eukaryota, Metazoa, Chordata, Actinopteri, Perciformes, Bathydraconidae. Bases 1916 to 3823 code for a protein of 635 amino acids. Gene Ontology annotation, molecular function: mRNA 3'-UTR binding; poly(U) RNA binding; poly(A) binding. Gene Ontology annotation, cellular component: nucleus; ribonucleoprotein complex; cytosol. The record is from RefSeq and is a predicted model, not a curated record. The transcript is spliced from 15 exons.
AUGACCUUCAUAAAAAUUGCUACUAAGAAAUCCUAUUGACCCCCAAAAGGAUUUGUUAAUUAAACUAGACAGGGUGAAACAUUUCUGAACAACUAUUUCACGGGACUAAAGCAUCCAUUUUUAGUCUGUAUCCUAAACCAAAAAGCUACAUAUCUUGCUUAAUUGCCACUGCUUGAAGGAACAGCUAAAGGAAUGAUCUGCCAUGACAAUUUCGCUGCUAUUGCAUCUUUUAAUCCCUGCCCAUAGGUAAACGGCAGUGCAGUCUAUUGCAAAUCCUCUGCACAGCCUGGUUCCAGCAGAUUUCCCUCUCUGGACACAGGCUGCUGUGGGUGGUGCAAGAUAACAAAUACAUAGUUUAAAGUUUGUAUUAAAAUAAGUUACUAUAUAUCGUUGUGGUGGUUGCAUAAUAAAAUACAUAAUGUAUAUAUAGCCUGCCAUACAACGAAACUCGCUGUGUCGAUGAAGCACGCGCUCGCUGCAGCACUGCAGAGGCGCGCGAGACUACUGCGGGAGCGAGCGAUGGCUCACGCAUGUUACAUUGUCAGGACAAAUAUUUCAGGGGCUAUUACAGUGAGUUUUUCUUAUGAGUAACACUAGUUAAUGCCUGGCUUAUCAGACGAUUUGGCCUUUAGGAACAUUAUGAUCAGUCAUCUUUUAAAUCAAAAUCACUUUACAGAUUAGAUUGAAAUGAUCGGCAAUAUAUUAUUUCUGCAGGCGAAAUUUAAAGUUAGCAUUCGUUACGUGACAUGAAUCAUUCUCAGACGCAGCGAUACAGUCCAACAUACCAGACUUUAUGGAAACAACCAUUGAUUUGAACUAAGUGGAUGAUAUUUGUCUGAGCUGAUGCAGCUGCAGGAGGAUGUUAAAUAAACAACUGUCUCCCUUUCAUUCUCAAGAUAAACCCUAAAAUCUAUUAAGUCUCAAAUGGGGUGACAUUUUUAAAUAUUAACUAGCAUGAAAACUAGAAUUUAAGAGGUGUCCUGGGUCACUUCUUCCGAAAUAAUAUGUAAAUACUUUUUAUUUGGAUAUGUAAUAUGAGUAUUAUUUCGUAUAAUCGUAUGUCUAUCUGCUAACGUAAAUUGAAAAAUAGAUAGUGGAUGAAGCGGUUCAAUCAGCUUACAUUGGGCACAGUCCUUACAUUUGAAGACAUAACAAAGCUGGGGACUCGAGUUAGUAAAAAUGUAUUUGUAACGCUCAAAAUUCAAUAUAAUAUGAAUUAUCGCGAGAUAUGCGACGUCAACAUUGAUGAACGCGCCGUGAUCUCGACCAGAAUCGUGAAACAACCUCCGCCGACCUUCCUUUCAUCAUUCCCGUAAUCCGUCUGCGUAGGGUGUGCACCAGAGCUAGUCUCGGCACACAUUUUUAUUAUUAUGAAACAAACCAAAAGCUAGGGAGCACACGCAGACAUAUUUUUAUAAGGAAAAAAAAAUCGGUGAAGCAGGAUUUAAUUUGACAACUCAAGCAACGGAAGAACAGCCUUCGAAAAAGAAAGAAACACGGAACGAGAAGCACGUUAUCGAGCAGCGAGUCAUUGUUGAAAGCGUGGGUGAUUAACGUUAGCCACUACUUAUUUUUUACCUUUUAUAAAGGGGUUGUCAUUCCAGGGAACAUCGUUAACCAGAACAUUUGCUUCGUUAACAGUCAGCUAUUUCGCUUCCUCUCACUAGGACAGAGUACUGAGUCAGAGCUGUCAGAGCUGUCAGCCGCAGCGGUUAGGUCACGACAUUUUGCUAAUCAAGCUAAGUAGCCCACAUUGCUAACUCUAAAGAGAGCUAGAAUAUGUGUCUGCGAUCUUAUUUUGUAUAGGUGAUAGCUGAGAACAAUAGCAUUUAUAUAUCGGAAGCUGUCAUAAGCAGAAGAGUGUCAUCCACAUUUAACAUUUAUAAUACAAGCCUGAGAACCCUCGUCGUCAGACAUGAAUCCCAGCGCUCCUAGCUACCCGAUGGCUUCCCUCUAUGUGGGAGACCUGCAUGCAGACGUUACCGAGGCUAUGCUCUACGAGAAAUUCAGCCCGGCUGGGCCCAUCUUAUCCAUCAGAGUGUGCAGAGACAUGAUCACACGCCGGUCUCUUGGCUAUGCAUAUGUCAACUUCCAGCAGCCGAAUGACGCUGAGCGAGCCCUGGACACAAUGAACUUUGAUGUAAUCAAAGGCAGACCACUCCGCAUCAUGUGGUCUCAGCGGGAUCCCUCCCUAAGAAAAAGUGGUGUGGGCAACAUCUUCAUCAAGAACCUGGACAAGUCUAUUGAUAACAAAGCACUCUAUGACACCUUCUCUGCAUUUGGAAACAUCCUUUCUUGCAAGGUUGUUUGUGAUGAGAAUGGCUCAAAGGGGUACGGCUUUGUCCACUUUGAGACCCACGAGGCUGCUGAGCGGGCCAUUGAGAAAAUGAAUGGCAUGUUGCUCAAUGACAGAAAAGUAUUUGUUGGACGCUUUAAGUCUCGUAAAGAAAGGGAGGCUGAGCUCGGAGCCCGUGCCAGAGAGUUUACCAAUGUUUACAUCAAGAACUUUGGGGAUGACAUGGAUGACGUGAAGCUGAGGGAGUUGUUUAACCAAUAUGGACCUUCACUAAGUAUCCGGGUUAUGACUGAUGACAGUGGCAAGUCCAAGGGAUUUGGCUUCGUCAGCUUUGAGAGACAUGAAGAUGCACAGAAGGCUGUGGACGAGAUGAAUGGUAAAGAAAUGAAUGGGCGGCAAGUGUAUGUGGGCCGUGCACAGAAGAAAGGGGAACGCCAGAAUGAGCUCAAGCGUAAAUUUGAGCAGAUGAAACAGGAUCGCAUGACCAGAUACCAGGGUGUCAAUCUUUAUGUGAAAAACCUGGAUGAUGGCCUAGAUGAUGAGCGUCUGCGUAAAGAGUUCACUCCGUUUGGAACCAUAACCAGUGCUAAGGUGAUGAUGGAGGGGGGCCGCAGCAAAGGCUUUGGCUUUGUGUGUUUCUCUUCCCCAGAGGAGGCCACUAAAGCUGUAACGGAGAUGAAUGGGCGUAUUGUUGCUACAAAGCCACUGUAUGUGGCCCUGGCCCAGCGGAAAGAGGAGCGUCAGGCCCACCUGACCAACCAGUACAUGCAGAGGAUGGCCACAGUCCGCGCUGUGCCCAACCCAGUACUCAACCCAUAUCAGCCGGCCCCACCCUCAGGCUAUUUCAUGGCAGCUAUACCUCAGGCUCAGAACCGUGCUGCUUACUACUCUGCCAACCAGCUGGCCCAACUCCGCCCCAGCCCCCGCUGGGCAACUCAAGGAGUGCGUCCUCAGCACUUCCAAAACAUGCCCAAUGCUAUGCGGCCCUCAGCUCCCAGGCCCCAAACCUUCAACACCAUCCGUCCCACCACCACACCCAACACACAGGUUCCGCGCAUGAUGGCUUCCCAGCGUAUGCCCACACAGGCCCUCAGUCAACGCCCUGCCGGAUCUUCAGCAACUGCUGCCCCAGUGCGCGCCAUGCCCCAGUACAAAUAUGCUGCUGGUGUGCGAAACCCCCAGCAGCACAUGGCCUCCCAGCCACAGGUCCCCAUGCAGCAGCCUGCUGUCCAUGUCCAAGGACAGGAGCCACUGACGGCCUCCAUGCUGGCCGCGGCCCCUCCUCAGGAACAGAAGCAAAUGCUGGGUGAGCGUCUGUUCCCCCUGAUCCAGAACAUGCACCCCAGUUUGGCUGGCAAGAUCACCGGUAUGCUGCUGGAGAUCGACAACUCUGAACUUCUCCACAUGCUGGAGUCACCUGAGUCGCUGCGCUCAAAGGUGGAUGAGGCUGUUGCUGUGCUGCAGGCCCACCAGGCCAAGGAGGCUGCUCAGAAGUCAACCACCCCCGCUGGUGUCCCCAGUGUCUAAGAUUGAAGCCUGCUUCACCGAUGGAAAAAGAGAAAAAAAUAUUAAACAUUGAAAAACCUAAAACUCUGAAAACAUCGCAAAAUGAUAAAUUAUUUCUUAAAAAAAUGAAGAAAACAAUUAAUCUGCCAGGUCUAUAGAUGGUUUGACUAGACCUUGAUAAUAAACAAAAAUGUGUUGAAAAAAAUAGCAAAAUAGAAAACAAAUUGAGAUUAUACGUUCUGAAUGCAUUCCUCUGUUUUAUGUUAUUGUGUCAGUGCUCAGAAUAUCAGCCAUGUUCAGGUGAUAGCUGAGCAUCAUGAAGGGUGAUUUGUAUUGUAAACUGCUGGCUGUAAUAAAUUCUCAUUCAAAAUUCA